AUGGUCGUCGACGUCGGUUCAGAGGCCUCUCACAACGCUACAUUCAAGACCACCGGUCUCUCUUUCAUUGCUCUGCCCAGCAAGGAGGAGGUGCAGGCAUGCUGGGAGCUCUGCCGGCUACACAACAACAUCGGCUUUUGGGUGGUCUAUAUUCCAACUGCGUGGUCGAUAGCCAUGGCCUAUCAUGCACAAGAACAUCUUUCGAUAGUUGACGCACUUGUGAGAGCUGCCAUCUACGUACCGCUUUGCUUCGGCGUGAAAUCCCUUAUCAUGACUAUUGACGACAUCCUGGACUACGAUAUUGAUGGAAUGGUGGAGCGAACGAAAGGCCGACCACUUCCUCGCGGUUCGAUCUCGCUUCAACGUGCAUGGCUCUUCUUUGCCAUCCAGACAGUCAUCGGCAUUCGUUCGGCCUUCUACUUCCUGAGUACAACUUCCCUACACGUUUCAAUGUUCGCAUGGCCCCUGUAUAUUAUCUAUCCGACGUGUAAACGCUGGAUGGGACUGGCGCCUAUCCCCUUGGGUCUAAUGUUUAACGUCGGGAUAUUCAUGGGUUGGGGCGACCUGAGCAUCAACGGCUCGUUACCUUGGCACAUCCUGGUUCCGAUAUAUAUCGGUACCUGCAUGUGGACCUUCACAUACGAAACUGUGUAUCAGCAUCAAGACAAGAUUGAUGAUGUCAAGAUUGGUAUCAAUUCACCGGCUCUCUUCUGCGGGACUUACACCAUCCCCAUAUGCACUGCUACCGCCAUCGGAUUCUUUGGGCUCCUCUCCUACGGCGCCUUCUUAAACGGUCAAGGCGCACCGGUCUAUAUCGCCAUUGCCAUCACUUCGUACCUCCUAUUAAAUCGACUCCUCCAAACAGACAUUGACCGCCCUGAGGACUGUAAAAGUCUGUUCUUGGGAACUGUUGCUAUCGGUCAAAUAGUCCUCGGCGGAUUCAUCAUCGACGCCAUUUCGCACAGACUGUUACACGGGAUCCCGUUAUAA
Pleurotus ostreatus (oyster mushroom) is the source of this 990-nucleotide messenger RNA. RefSeq lists its product as uncharacterized. Gene Ontology annotation, molecular function: transferase activity, transferring alkyl or aryl (other than methyl) groups. Bases 1 to 990 code for a protein of 329 amino acids. The transcript is spliced from 7 exons. Gene Ontology annotation, biological process: ubiquinone biosynthetic process. Gene Ontology annotation, cellular component: membrane. Lineage: Eukaryota; Fungi; Basidiomycota; Agaricomycetes; Agaricales; Pleurotaceae. The record is from RefSeq and is a predicted model, not a curated record.